Molecule: messenger RNA, 405 nt
Organism: Miscanthus lutarioriparius
Lineage: Eukaryota; Viridiplantae; Streptophyta; Magnoliopsida; Poales; Poaceae
Source: the annotation of a GenBank genome assembly
AUGGACCGCCGCCUCCGCUCCCCGGCGCGCCGCCCCGCGGCCGAGCGCCAGCAGCAGCAGCUCCCGGGCAGCGGCGGCGGCAGCCCGCACCGCUUCCUCCGCCCGGGCGCGCUCGCGCGGCUCCGCGACUCCAGGGUCCUGGCGCGCUCCCUCCGCUGCGCCGCGCGGGCGCGGCCCCCGCUCCCGCCGCCCUCCUCGCCUCCCCGCUCGCCCGCGCCCGCGCCCGCCGCCGCCGCCUGGGACGGCGUGCCGUGCUUCCUCGGGCCGGCCGCGAGGGGGAUGCGCUACCCGCUGCGGAAGAAGCUCGCGGCCGCCCGCGCCGUGGUGUUCCUGCCCCCGCCGGAGGUCGUGGACGCGUUCGCGCCGGCGGCGGCGGCGUCACCGGACGUGGUCGCCGCGCACUGA